Molecule: messenger RNA, 8177 nt
Organism: Harpegnathos saltator (Jerdon's jumping ant)
Lineage: Eukaryota; Metazoa; Arthropoda; Insecta; Hymenoptera; Formicidae
Gene: kto
Product: mediator complex subunit kohtalo
Exons: 13
Coding region: 373-7182 (2269 amino acids)
Biological process (GO): positive regulation of transcription by RNA polymerase II
Cellular component (GO): mediator complex
Molecular function (GO): transcription coactivator activity; transcription factor binding
Source: RefSeq, a predicted model, not a curated record
AAGUGCAAUAGCCGUUGACACAGCUGAAGACAACUGAAUUGGUUGAAAUGAGCUAUAGCUGUGUAUUAAGCAAUUGUGUUUUCCAGCGGAACGAGGGCACAGCGAAGGAUGUUAAAUAUAAUUAUGUAAAUCUCGGAACCUCCCUUGUUGAGAAAUCAUAGACUAAUUCACAAUGAACUUCCCGAUCAUCCGACCAUGAGUACGUUUAGACGAUGCAUUUUGACACGGUGACCUUAACGGCGUCAAUACGUGGGAAGCAAAUGAGCGGAGUCUCGCUCUCGUACUGCAUCGCAGUAGUCAGUGCAGCGACGAUGCUAAUGACCGUAUCGUGCGUUGUCUAACGAUAUAUUCUCGUCAUAUUCGGGUUAUACCAUGAUGGGAAUACUGUACGAGAAGAGGCCGCUGAAGAGGCCGCGGUUGGGUCCUCCGGAUGUUUAUCCGCAGGAACCGAAACAGAAGGAAGAUGAGCUCACCUCUACGAACGUCAAGCAUGGUUUCCCGACUAUGCCCCAGCUCUCGCAUGAGUUCGGCACAGCCAGAGAUUCUAUUGUCACUGCUGCCAAGGUUGGUGCAUACUUUAACGCUAUUCUUGCCAAAAAAGAAGAACUGGCGACAAUGCCUGAUACUGGUAGAAAGAGACAACAGAUUAAUCCUAAGGACAACUUCUGGCCAGUAACAGCCAGGACAAAGAAUGGUAUUGAAGCUUGGUUUAAAGAUCUUUCUGGCUGUAAACCAUUAGUUGCUCUUGCAAAGAAAGCACCAAAUUUUAAUAAAAAGGAAGAAAUAUUUAUGAUGCUUUGUGAAUAUCAAGUGCCGAUGCUCAGAGCAGCUUGGUUUAUCAAGCUCAGUUCUGCUUAUACUGUUGCAGUAUCAGAAGCUAAAAUAAAGAAGCGACAGCUACCUGAUCCAACCACAGAAUGGACAGGCACACUCAUAAAAUUUUUGAAGGAUCAGUUGUCAAAAGUGCAAGAGUACUAUCAUAUGGGCAAUCAUGUAGCUAGUACUAACAACAAUAACACUACACCAAACAAUUCCUGCAAUAGCAAUGGAAGUACCGGAACAAAUAAUAGCAACAACAACACCAGCAACAAUAGCAAUGUCAAUAAUAAUAAUGCAAGCAAUAGUAACGGAUCCACCAACAAUCAACCACCAACACCUACUUCAAGCAGUCAGCCUGCAACAGGUAACACAAUGAACGAGGAACACAAAUUGGCACUUAAACAAUGGCAUUAUUGUGUACAAUUGGCCAAGUACAUGUUUGAGGAAGGCUUACUUGAUAGACAAGAGUUGCUACAGUGGAUCUUAGAAUUGCUAGAUAAGAUUAGGUCCUCUCCCUCGGAAGAUGGCAUACUGAAACUCCUGUUACCAUUGGCUCUGCAAUAUCUCGAGGAAUUUAUACAGUCUGAACUAUUAGCCAGACGAUUGGCAUAUCUGUGCUGUCGUAAGCUGGCACAUAUGUGUAGCAAUGUUGAGACAAACAGCAACCCACAGAGUCCGUCCAUUACGAAGAAUGAAGUUAAUGGCAGUAAGGAGAUAGCUGUUGUAAUCCAAGGACCGCCGAAUCCCUUGACAGUUGCUUUCAAUGAUUAUUUAACUUGCGCGCACCACAGAGAUGUCAUUUAUAGUUUGUCGACCAUAAUACAGGUCAUCACAUUAGAAUGUCCCACGGCAUUGGUUUGGAAUAGCGUCGGCGAAGGGAAAGCACCGUCGGUUUUGAAUGGAUCGCCCUUGGAUUAUUUACCGUGCCCGCCCGCGGCUUUACCAUGUCCGCCAGCGAGUUCCGGCAAUCCUACGAUGAAACAACUCAGGAUCGCUCAGGAAAACAUAAGAGCCCGGUCGCAAGCGGCAGAAGGCAGAUGGUCGUGCGACAAAUGGCAACAGAGCAGUGCGGGAAUGACGACCACCAAAGUGUUAGCUGCAUUGGACGCUCUCGAUCGACACAGUUUCGACAAAAUGGACGCUGCUAAUUCACUGGACACGUUGUAUGCAAAAAUCUUUACACCACCACCGAAAGAUAGCUCUAAUGAACGUGACACAAAGACAGAAUAUAAUCCACAACAGGAUUCGGCAGUAGUUGAGAUUUUAUGCGAGUGGGCUGUGAGUGCCGAACGUUGGGGCGAGCAUAGAGCGAUGGCGGUCGCUAAGCUUCUUGAAAAGAGGCAGAGCGAGGCCACCGGCGAGACUAACGAUAACGAUGACAAAGAUAGCGUGUGCAGCAACGGGAGUCCGCCAGUACUACCGAUUUUCCAACCGUUGCUCAUGAAGUUCUUGGAUGUAGACGCGCCAGUAUUGGACAACACCUCAGCUCAAUCCAAGGCUCAGUUCACGAAUUUAGUUCAUCUGUUUUCCGAGUUAAUAAGGCACGAUGUAUUCUCUCAUGACGCGUAUAUGUGCACUCUCAUCUCAAGAGGUGAUCUCAUACAAGGUCCAGUAGCUAGCAAACCUGGUACACCGAGUAACAGGGAGCCGAUCGACGAAGAUAGUUUGUUCCCGGGUAUAGAUCUGAAACCGACUAAAUUGGAAGUGCCGGAUCACGGGCGUGCCAUGGACUACGAUGACAGUAAAAUCGAUGACGAUUUAGACAAGUUGCUGCAACACAUUAAAGAAGAUCAACAGAACAGUAUGGACGCACCAGAUAGUCCAAAGGAGGACGCAUUAACUGGUCAUGGUGGUCACGAGAGCCUCGACUCGAAAAUGCCGUCUAGCCAUAGCAGACAUUUAUUGUAUACCACUCACUUCCCAUUACCACAAGACGAGACGUACAGUCAGCACGAGUGCAAUCAGCGGCAUGUGUUACUGUACGGCGUUGGACGCGUCAGGGACGAGGCUAGACACGUCGUCAAGAAGAUGACGAAGGAAGUGUGUAAACUGUUCGGCAAGAAAUUUAGCAUCGACGUCGCGGAAGGCGGCAAGGUGAAGAAACAUUCUCGUAGUGAAUUCAAUUUCGAGGCUAUCACCAUGAAAUUCCAAAACUUGAGUUACUUCGACCAACACGUCGUGACGUGGCAAUGCGCGACGCAAGUGAUCGAGAUGCUGAAUACAUUCGCAUUAGCCGGUUCAUCGUAUUUACCGGUACAAGAACAUGUGGCCUUCCUGUUUGACCUGAUGGAACUGGCGUUGAAUAUAUACGGCCUAAUCGACGUUUGUAUACAAAUCCUGAAGGAGCUACCAGAAGUAGAAGCACAAUUAACAGCUAGAAAUAGUCAAUUAGUACGCAGUUAUACCACAAGUCUGAGUUUGUACGUCGUCGGCGUGUUAAGGAGAUACCAUUGCUGUUUGUUGUUGUCGCCUGAGCAAACGACAGCGGUAUUCGAUUUAUUGUGCAAGGUGGUGAAGCAUGUCUCAAAUCCGAGUGAUUGCAGCUCGGCCGAACGAUGUGUGUUGGCUCACUUGUACGAUUUAUAUUCGUCAUGUUCCCUCCUGAAGACGAAGCCACACGGCGUGGAGGCGUUCAGCAACGCUUAUCCGAAAAUUCGAACCGCUCUCUAUAGCGCGUUGCAGCCGACGCCUUCGAGUCAUGUUUACAACUCGCAGUUUAUGGUGGAUGUCUUCACCAGUCCACGAAGAGGUGGCAAAAUCGAGCCGCAAUGGGCAAGACAGCUCAACGAGACUCCGGCUAAUCGUUACAGUUUUGUUUGUAACGCGAUCGUCGCGGUCUGCAGUGAAACGGACAACGACAAAUUGAACGAUAUUGCCAUAACUUGCGCGGAACUCACUGCUUGUUGUAACGCGCUCAAUGCUGAGUGGCUGGGAGUACUCAUGGCGCUUUGUUGUUCCUCCAACAGUCCUGCUUUCUACAUCGACGUAUUGAAUCAAGUUGACGUACAAGAUUUAAGUAUACAUAAUUCUUUGGCUGUAUUCACAUCAAUUCUAAUCGCAAGGCACUGCUUCUCACUGGAAGAUUUCGUCGUGCACAUAGCGCUACCGUCCUUGGUGAAGACUUGCAACGACGGUCGCGGGGACGUCGAUAUGGAGGCGGAAGCUGGUGCACGUUUAACCUGUCAUCUACUGUUGAGACUCUUCAAGACCGUCGAAUGCCCGCAACCGGCUUUGUAUUCCGUUAGUACGAGUCCUCAUCCACUGCCAAGCGGAAAUUCACGGGGUUACAGUAUCAAAUUGAGUUGCGACAGACACCUGUUGGCAGCGGCGCAUAAUAAUAUCAGAGUAGGGCCAGUUCUGGCGGUGUUGAAGGCUAUAUUGGUUGUCGGUGAUGCCACAGCUGGCAAACAGCCCCCGAAGAAAGCCGAUGUACCCCUCAGUCAUUCUAGUAAAGGAGGUGGCCCUGCUAGCGUUGGGGUCGGGGUCGGCGUAAGUAGUAGCGGACCCGGCGAACUAUCGAUUAGCCACAUCUUGGGGACCAGCGAUAUCUUAGGUGGCAGCGACGACCUCGGUCUUGACCUGGCUAUGUCUUCGUCCAGCAGUAGCGCCGGAAUGACGACUGAGAACGUGAAAGGAUUCUCUGACUUUGCUCAUCAUGUUUUACGACAGAUCUGCAGUCAAGAAUGGGUGUUGGAGCGAUGCUUACAGAAUCCGGAGGAGCUUUGCCAUCAGGACAUGCUGCUAGAUACUAUGCUGACACCCCGGCAGGCUCAGAGAUUAUUACAUAUGAUCUGUUAUCCUGAGACCGCGACCGAGGCUUUUAUCGAUCAGAAGACUCAUAUUACCAACAUCUUAGAGAAUUUGGAGCAAUGGAGCUUGAGGAUGUCCUGGCUGGACCUGCAACUCAUGUACAAGCAAUUCACCCCAAGUUCCAACGAACUCUCUCAGUGGUUGGAUACAGUCGCGAAAGCCGCGAUCGACGUCUUUCAAUUGAAUAAUACCUUGAGCAACAAACCCGACAAAAAGUCGGGUUCCAUAUGGUUAGUGGCUCCGUUGGUUUCCAAAUUGCCGAGUGCGGUGCAAGGCAGAGUUCUUAAAGUAGCAGGACAGGUGUUAGAGUCUGGCAAUUGGUCCAAAGCAGCGGGACGCGAGAGAGGUCGGUCGAAAUCGCCUUCGUUGUUCAAUCAUCAGCCGUUCUUGUCGUUGGUACUGACGUGCUUAAAAGGUCAGGACGAUCAAAGAGAAGGUUUGCUGACGUCGUUACACUCGCAGCUCUCGCAGUUUCUGAAUACGAGUAAGGAAGAGAAACAGUGCUCUGAGGACCCCAAAACGCGGGAAGUUCUGCAGGAUGCACUGCAGUUGAGAUUUAGUCUGGUCGGCGGUGUGUUCGACACUAUACAGAGGAACACCACCGCUACGACGGACUGGGCAAUUUUAUUGGUUCAGCUGGUUAGUUACGGCGUCAUAGACUUGAAUAACAAUGCGGAACUGUUCACAACUGUCAUCGACAUGCUGGCGACCUUGAUUCAUUCGACACUAGUGUCGGACUCGCAGUCUGAAAAGGAUGAGAAUAAGAAGCAUUAUCAAAAUUUGAUGAAGAAGUUGAAAAAGGAAUUAGGCGACAGGAAUUCUCCGAGCAUUCGCUUCGUCAGGCAGCUCUUGCCCCUACCGAAAUUGACCAUGGAGGUUAUUGCUUGUGAGCCGGUUGGAUGUUUGACUGAUACCAAAGGCAACAAGAUCGCCGGAUUCGACAGUAUCGAUAAGAAGCAGGGUCUGCAAGUGUGCGAUUCGCAAAGAGUAUCAGCAUGGGAGCUUCUGGAAGGCCAUAAAAAUCCCGCGCCGCUUUCCUGGGCCUGGUUCAGAGCGAUCAGAGUGGAACGCAAACCGCUCACAUAUCAGAACGCGCAUAAACUUUUGCGUUACCAUACUCACAGUCAAAUACGUCCAGCUAGCCAUUAUCUGGAUCCACCGCCGUUACCGCCGGAGGACCUGGAGCCAGAUAAGAAGGAAUCAGAACCCGGGAAGGCGGACACGCCGAUGAGUAUCGACUCACCUGGUCGAGUUGGCGGUAGCGCCGGCAACGUCGGGGUUGGUAAUGCCGGCACCAACGGCAAGGGAAAGGCCAUGAAGACUAAACGGCACAACAGACGUACGAAAGCUGCUACUCCUACAACGCCUAUAUCACAGCAAAUGCAGCAACCACCAUCUCAGUUGCAACAAAUGGCAUUCAGCAAUCAACAAGCACCUGUCGCGCAACAACCUGGUAUGUUCACCGGACAGCCGCCGCAGCCUCAGCAACAAUGGUACGCCAAUCAGCAGGCACAUACACCGCAACAAUAUGGCUAUGGACAGCAGCUGCAACCUGCGCAAGUCAGCGGGCCUCGUUACGAGAGAUCGGGGAUGAAUCAGUCGAAGCAGGCUUUAUCGAAUAUGCUGCGAAUGCGGUUACCGUCGACGCAGUUUAUGGGCUCGCAACAACAGCCGAACGCUGCGCCGGGCCCAGUAGCCGGGCCGGGCGCGUUCCAAGGUAUGCAGAGGCAACAAUUCAUCAGGCAACAGCUGAGGGCGCAACACGGGGCACCCGGGAUGAAUCCGCAGCAGGGAAUGUUCGCGGCGCAACAACAGCAGCAACAACAGCAGCAGCAGCAGCAGCAGCAGCAGCAGCAGCAAGGAAUGUAUGCUGGAAUUCAACAAGGUAUGAAUCAAAACUACGCUGGAUACGGCGGGCAGCAAAUGAUACAGCAGCAGCAACAGCCGCAACAGCAACAACAGACGCCGCAGCAAACGCAGCAGCAACAGCAACAGCAGUUGUUGCAGCAGCAACAGCAACAACAGCAAGGAAUGUUGAAUCCACAACAAAACAUGAUGUUCCCCAAUCCACAACAAAUGAUGGGCCCACAACGGGGCCAGGAAUAUAUGCCGCAACAAAGAAUGCAACCAGGUGCUGCAAGACCGCCUUAUUUACAGGCGCCAAACGUAACGAUGAAUACGAUGGGACCAAUGGGCGGAGGCGUUCAAAAUCAACCGGCUCCUCCUUACCGGCAAUCCGCUGGGAAACCAGGUACGGUAGGGGUGACCGGAGUAGGGACGACCAACGUUAGUUUGCAGCAAAAUCAGCAGUUCCAACAGCAACAACAAGCGAUCAAUCAACAGCGCAUUAGGCAACAGAUGCUGGCCAUACAGCAGCAGCAGCAGCAACAGGCACAGCAGCAGCAACAGCAACAGGCGGCUCAGCAGCAACAACAGCAACAGCAAGGUGGUGCCGGCGGGCAACAACCGACUCCUCAACUCGUGACGCAUUUGCAGAGACACCUGAGCCAACCACCACAACAUUCCUACCAGCAUCAACCGCCACCCUACUAGAAAAGGAUAGAAGUAACGACAGAGAUACAAAAGAAAAAAAUUUAUUCGUUCGACGUGACGAACUUAAAGCAACAUACAGAAAACGAAGAUAGUGAGGUGAAUUUCAACUUUAUGGGUUCCCGACCCGCGUGAGUGAGUGAGACAGUGCCUGUGCAACAUGGAGCAAGAGACACGUCUCAGGUUCUACAGUCUUUAAGGCCCAUUGAACUUGCUGCAAUUUUUUACCAGUCAAUAUUUUACGUACUUUGCGCAUGUCGAGACGCUAUCGCGCGCGUCUCUCUUGAUAUAACGGACAUAAAAAAAAGUCACGGUAUUCUUCGACGCUCACGAAGAGACUCAAGCCGAACUUCAUACUUCAGGACUCCUUUUAGUAAACGAACAUUUUGAUAAUUGCGAUUAUAUCGCGGUAUUUCGACCACACGAACGGCCUUUGGUCGAGGCGUUCGAAGCCAGAGUGGAGUAAACCUAUAAUUGAUAAGGUCCACAUUAGAUGUGACGUCAUAUUUAAUCCUAGAUAAGUAAUGUUAUUUUUAGUCUGUUAUUAAUAGCGAUGAGCGAAAUGUGCUUGCAUACCAUAAAAUUGUUUUUAACGAUUUCAUAGGUUCCGAAACGGACUGUUGGGUAACUCGCAAAACUCCAUUUUAUAGAAGAUUUUUAAAACCAGCUGAUUGAAUAAUGAAUAAUUGAAGAAGAUGAGAAACGAAUUAAUGAUUAAAAAAAGUCGAAAUGGAUAAAUUUAUCAGCCAUUACUUAUACGAGGACAAAACAAACCUUAUAAAUUAUUGAUUUACACCACUUUUGCUUUUAAAGACUCGGUUAAUUAUAUAGAGAAUAAUUUGUACGAUCGAGAUCUUUUAUUAGAUGCCAAAAGUCGUGUUUUAAUAUUUUAUCGAGUCGAUAUGCUUUCUCGUAGUGAAGCGCUAUAAAGGAAUCGUAGACUGUAACAUAUUUUCCUUCUUUUUACGUAGAUUCUCGUAAAGUAUUAUUAUUAUUAU